Anopheles aquasalis is the source of this 1241-nucleotide messenger RNA. It is a transcript of the gene Elp5, whose product is annotated as Elongator complex protein 5. Gene Ontology annotation, biological process: tRNA wobble uridine modification. NCBI's taxonomy places the organism in Eukaryota, Metazoa, Arthropoda, Insecta, Diptera, Culicidae. Gene Ontology annotation, cellular component: cytosol; elongator holoenzyme complex; nucleus. Gene Ontology annotation, molecular function: tRNA binding. The record is from RefSeq and is a predicted model, not a curated record.
GAGCGGGAAAUCCCUUUUCUCAAAUUAAAAUUGUAUUAACUUUGUUUUUUAGGAAUGAUUCGAACGCAACAGAAGGCCAAGGAACUUAGAAAUGCCACACGGUUCAGCAAUUUGGCCUUGCCGCAGCAAAAAAUCAUCGUAAUAAGUGACAAAAUCGGUACCGAACCGAGGGCCAAUCGGUUAAUAGUGAAAUGGCUGAGCGAACAGUACGGUGAACAGCAAGGGUAUCCGAUCGCCGUAAAUCGCUUGAACGAAUGCGCCCCAUUUCUCACGAUGCACGUAUCGAAGCUCGAGCGCCACUUCGAGCUAAAGCAGCUUUUUCAGUUCAUAGCAUCAUGCCGGAAGAACGUAAAGGUAAUGCACCUGUUCGUAUGGGUAGCCGAAAGCAAGCUGAAGCAACCGUUCGUCUUGCCCUACCUGGAGCACAUGUCCGAUACGAUGGUCACUCUUGAAGAUGGCCAGCAUUUGGCGCUGCUGGUGAAGAAAGCUAGCGGAGCGGUAACCAACAAGUACUACGAAGUGUGUGCGACUUCGACUGAGUUCAAUGUGAUAGAGACGAAGCGUGUGGCCAAGGAGAAACAUGUACAAGCAACGGCAGAACCGGAACCACCCAUCAACCCGGCAACGCUCGGUACAUUCAAGAUCGAUUUGAAGGAAACGGAACAGCAGGCCAAGAAUGCUCUGACGCUGCCUUUCGAAUUCUUCAAGACGACUCCGGACGGAGGCAAAAUCUUGUACCAUCCCGAUGCAGCCGACGAUCUAGACGAGGAAGACCCCGAUGACGAUUUGCUAAUAUGAGCUAGCGGACACUGUGGAGCUUUUGUCGAUACGCGCAACAAUAGAAGAGUAUACGGUAUUGAUUUGUUUUCUCUCUUCUCUUAUUUUUUUUAUUCACGCAUAACCGUUCACAUCCGGAACGCUAUCGACAGCCACACAAUUUGUUAAAAAUGCUAAAUGCACUAACUACACAACUCGCAGUGAGUAGAGUUUCCGAGGGGGUGUGGUCCUACUCGUACCAGCAUGAGAAUCCUUCAGCCCUACUCGCCUCAACACAUGUGGCAGCGCUUGUGGUAGAGUUGCUGAACACACCGCCACGUUGUCCCGCUACUCUUGGUGGGGGAAAUCGCAAAGGAAAGAAUCAAAACUCGUGUUCGAUAAAGGAGGAGACGCAUGUGUGUGCUAAAGGUAUGCCGCGUAACGCGACGGUAACAAUGACAAACAAAACAAUGGCACUAAUUAAA